Molecule: messenger RNA, 749 nt
Organism: Cantharellus anzutake
Lineage: Eukaryota; Fungi; Basidiomycota; Agaricomycetes; Cantharellales; Hydnaceae
Exons: 6
Coding region: 45-749 (234 amino acids)
Source: RefSeq, a predicted model, not a curated record
CGCCUCCUUUGUUCUGCCCUCGAGCUACGGCGGGGUUUCCCAACAUGUUCAAGGGCGCUGCUCUUUUUUUGCUUCUCCUUUGCACUGCUUCUGUCUUCACCUUCCCUUUUCCCCAACGGCAGGUGUUACGCCGCCUUGCGCCCCAGCUCCGGGACCCUGUGCAUGGAGAAACGAACGCGAAGCGACUCGAGAGGGGCUUGCCUCUUUUACCGCCAGCUAGGAGGUGGAAUGCUGAAGCUUCACGAACUGAGACCGCCAAAAGGGCACAGGGCAGCGACACAUACCACUGGCACGGCAAAAUUCAAGUAAAUGCCACGAAUAAUGGAAACUUAGUUGGAUACCUCGAACUGGGCACCAAUUGGUACAUGGUAGGUCUGGAGUCGAACGCCGAUACUUUCUCGGCCGCAUUUCAUAGAUAUGGCAUCAGCCAUAGCGUGAGCUUCCAGAGUGAUUCAAAAACUCUGAGUGCCCAUCCCUAUUUGGCAGGUCUCAUUGAUCGGGGGGUUGCACUCGGUGGGGGAAAGGCGAGCUCUGCUUUUUUGGGAUCUUCAGUGCAAACUCAAUCCAAUGAUCCCCCUCAAUCUGAUGGCGCAGUUUCCGUUCCGGGACAGUACUAUGAGACGGCGUUUUGGGAUUACGAUCCUACAACUCAAAAUCUCACACCCAAAUGGGUGGAUGUUGAUAACAGGAUUCAUACCCUUGGUGGCAAAGGGCCUCUCUAUCCACAUUGCACAGUGACACUCACCUAG